GAAUACAUCAAAGUAGUUUCACACCUGUGUGGCGAAAAUACACUCAGAAUGAACAAGUGUUGCAUGCACGUAUGGCUGAAAAUACUUAGAUCAGGUUGGACAGGAUUUUUUUGAUGGUUUUUUCAUUUUCUUUCCAGUUUUCUGUGCUUCCUGUUUUUCUCAUGGUUCCGGCAUUGUACGGACAUCGGUGGUGAACAGAGAUGAAUUGGUCGGGACUAGAGGCCCUGCUCAGCGGGGUCAACAAAUACUCCACGGUGUUUGGCCGCGUGUGGCUGUCUAUAGUGUUCGUCUUCCGCGUUCUGGUGUUUGUCGUGGCAGCCCAGCGGGUUUGGGGAGACGAAAGUUCAGGCUUUGUGUGCAACACCAGACAGCCAGGCUGCAGCAAUGUCUGCUACGAUGCUACGUUCCCCGUAUCCCACAUCCGUCUAUGGGCAUUGCAGCUCAUCUUCGUCACGUGCCCAUCACUCCUGGUCGUGGCCCAUGUCAAAUACAGAGAGGAAAGAGACAAAAAGUAUGUGGCCGUACAUGAGGGUUCCCACUUAUAUGCCAAUCCUGGUAAGAAACGAGGGGGCCUUUGGUGGACCUACCUGCUGAGUUUGAUUGUCAAAAUAACAGUAGAUGCCGCCUUCCUCUAUAUUCUUCAUCACAUGUAUAACGGCUUCGACCUACCUCGUAUGGUUAAGUGCUCGUUGGACCCGUGUCCCAACACGGUGGAUUGCUUCAUUUCUCGUCCUACAGAGAAGAAAAUCUUUACUUUGUUUAUGGUGGUUUCCUCAGUGCUUUGCAUUUUCAUGUGCAUCUGUGAAAUGGUUUAUCUCAUCGGAAAGCGUAUAGUAAAAUGGUGUACAAUGGCUCAAAAGCAACAAAAGAAAGCUGAAAGAAUUGAUCCCACGCGCAUGAGCAACGCAAGUCUGAGUUCUCGAAAAUCGAAAGACACAAAAUUAGAUAAAACUGCCAUUUAACUCGUACAACCUUUGGGAUUCAAGGAAUUAGUUAAUUUUCUUGCGCAUAAUUCACAAUCUUUGAACAUUUUGAGUUGUGAAAUCUAUUCAUAAGGUUUUUUGAGACAUAAUUAUACAGUAUAUUUUUCGGUACAAUUAAGCUGUCACUGGGGCAGUACCUUUUCUAAAAGUCCUAAUAUGUAUGAUUUAGAUACACUAAACAUUUGGACCAAUAUUGAGGUACUAGUAUGCAGUCUUUGGCAUCAAUAUGUACCUCUGAUGUACUAUUAUGAACUCUUUAAGUACACGGUGUACUUUAUAAAAAGGUCCAGACACAGUGACAGCUAGGGAGCAUUUUUUAGAACAGUGUAUUACUUAAUAAUGUUUUUGUCCUGCUUUUGUAAUUUAAUGCAACACUGAUUGUGCAUUUUAUAAUAAUAAUUGUAAACUUAAAGGGACACUUCACUUUUUUUGAAAAUAUGCUCAUUUUCCGGCUCCCCUAGAGUUAAAAAUUAGAUUUUUACCAUUUUGGAAUCCAUUCAACCAAUCUCCGGGUAUGGCAGUACCACUUUUAGCAUAGCUUAGCACAAUUCAUUAAAUCUAAUUAGACCAUUAGCAUCACACUCAAAAAUGUGAUGCACAAUCCAUUGAAUCGGAUUAGACCAUUAGCAUCACGCUCAAAAAUUAACCAGAGUUUCAAUAUUUUUCCUAUUUAAAACUUGAGUCUUUUGUAGUUACAUCAUGUACUAAGACCUCACUACUAUACUCUCAUUCUGGCAUAAUGAUCAAGGACUUCGCUGCAGGAGGCGCAAUGAUAUUACGCAGUGCCCGAAAAUACUCAUCAGCUAUUGAAAGUUUCCAAGGGGACUAUUUUCAGGCAUCCUUGAUUAUUACGCCAGAAUGAGAGUAUAGUUCCUAGCCAUAUUGGUCUAGAAAAUCGCAACUUUUAAUUUUCUGUCGGUCUUAGUACACAAUAUAACUACAGAAGAGUGAAGUUUUAAAUAGGAAAAAUAUUGAAACUCUCUGGUUAUUUUUGAGCGUGACGCUAAUGGUCUAAUCAGAUUCAAUGGAUUAUGCUAAGCUAUGCUAAAAGUGGUACCGCCAUACCCGGGGAUCGGCUGAAUGGAUUCCAAAAUGGUAAAAAUCAAAUGGGGAGCUGGAAAAUGAGCAUAUUUUCAAAAAAAAUUUGAGUGUCCUUAUAACAUUGCGAGUGAAAGUACUUAUUUAUAAAAUUACAUACAUUUUAUCACUUCUUUUAUUUGGUUUGUCCCCCUUUGCCUUAAAGGUUACAUUUUACAAGACCUUUUUAAGACAUCUUCUGACAUCACAAGGGGAAACAAAUUUCAUGACCUAUUUUUUCCUUGCUUGCAACCUAGUGACUUUUUACCAAAACUAAGUUAUUGAGUUGUUAAUUUUCAUAUUUUCUAGGUUGAUAGAAGCACUGGGGACCCAAUUAUAGCACUUAAACAUGGAUAUGUCCUGAUAUGUCCUCUUUAACUCUUUCCUCGACAUUGACGAGUUAUGUCGUCAAUUAAGAGAAAACAUAUGCAUUAAAAAAAAACGUGUUUCUGAAUAAUUUGAUGUUGGCCUGUAUUACCCAAUUUAUGGAAAAAACUGAAGACAAAACGUUAUUUACUAAUUCUAAACUCUCUGUAUGUUUUGAUAAUCGUUCUGGAUCUGAUCUCUAACAAAAUUCCUUCACAAAAAUGCACUUAUUUCAGCUUUUUGCUAAAAAAAAUAUUUUUAAAGAAAAAUACCCAUAUUUAAAAGUUUAUAAGCAGAGAAAAAAAUAUAGAUAGGAUGAAACGGGUUUUCUCUGUUUUGUUUGUUUGUUUAUUGUUUGUUUGAAAGCAGAGGGUCUGUUAUUUCAUUUGAUAUAUUUGUAUGUUUAUAUACUUUUAGAAGAAAAUUUUCCUGGAAGGUAUUUUGUGAAACUUUUGUAAAAAUCACAAAAAAUGCUGGCGGGCAACUUAAAAAAAAAAUGGCUGGUGGGGAAUGAGUUAAUAACCAGUGUACAAACUAAGCUGGCGUGGACUUCACAAAUGUGCAAUAUUUUAUUUUCUUGUAUUUAUUUAUUUUGUAACAAUCUCAAGGCACUUCUUGGGAACCAAACCCAUGAUGCAUUUAUGCGGUAAAAUCCCAUAAUAGUUUGUCUCCAAAUACUUAAUAGUCACUGUCAAUGUUGUUUUUCUUGUAAACUUUGUGGUUGAUCUGAUAUUUGCACAUCUACAGUAAUAUGAGACAAUUUUGCUAUGUUUUUGUUUACCUUUGUCUAUUUAGUGUACAGAGCAAAUGAAUGUUCAUUUACAUAAAGGUGUUGUCUGUGGAGUCAGUGUAUGAUCUAAAAUGUGUAAAGCACAUUAGCAAUACAUUCUUAAGCGACCGAAAAUGCCAUAUUAAAACACCUGUAUGGCUUUUCAAACUCUAAGUAUGCUAUCCAUCAUUGUUACAUUGUUGGUUUGUCUUUUCAGUCCAUAUUGCUGUCAGCCUGCACUACUUUUGUACCCAGAAUGCAUUUAAAAAUAAAAUGCUUUAGCACACAUAGUGCCCAGUGCACUUUAAUUUACAUGUUACAUAAGAAUCACCUCCUGAUCUUUUACAUU
Molecule: messenger RNA, 3544 nt
Organism: Paramisgurnus dabryanus
Lineage: Eukaryota; Metazoa; Chordata; Actinopteri; Cypriniformes; Cobitidae
Gene: gjb9a
Product: gap junction protein beta 9a
Biological process (GO): cell-cell signaling
Cellular component (GO): connexin complex
Molecular function (GO): gap junction channel activity
Source: RefSeq, a predicted model, not a curated record